This is a messenger RNA of Dermacentor silvarum, 7221 nucleotides long. RefSeq lists its product as uncharacterized. The transcript has 28 exons. Lineage: Eukaryota; Metazoa; Arthropoda; Arachnida; Ixodida; Ixodidae. Gene Ontology annotation, biological process: GPI anchor biosynthetic process; calcium ion transmembrane transport. Gene Ontology annotation, cellular component: membrane; glycosylphosphatidylinositol-N-acetylglucosaminyltransferase (GPI-GnT) complex. The record is from RefSeq and is a predicted model, not a curated record. Gene Ontology annotation, molecular function: protein binding; calcium channel activity. The coding region runs from base 97 to 5907 and encodes 1936 amino acids.
AAACCGCGUUUCGGCCGAACGGGUACAUUAGUAUGACGCUCGUACAUUCGCGUACUUGAAAUAGCCGGGAACAAUAAAAAAAAGGAUAGCUGAGCGAUGGCGUCUGACAACAGUCCCUCGCAAGAUGGCGGCCGUCGCCUAGGCAACCGAUGGAACUCAGAGGAGGCCAUCAUGGAUCCGAUUCGUCUGCUCCAGGAGCUCGAACGAGAAGCAACCGAAAAGCGGCGUGGCCUGCGCGCCGCCGCAAACGCUGUAAACGCUUCGGCCGUGGAGAACAAAAUUUCCAACGGUCCCUUGUUGUUGCUCGACGACAUGGCAGCGUCGAACGACAAGACACCGCUGCUGAAGGAAACUUCAACCCUCAAUGGACCAAUCGGACGUAAAAAGACAAAGAACAAGUCACUGCCUCCACGAAAGAAGCCUCCGAGUGUCAAGGAAAAAACGGGUGUUGGCGGUGGAGGUCGCGGCGGUUCCACGUUACCCGUCAAUAAGCAUACCAAGACGUCGAACAAGUCCGGCAAGUCGGCGUCGGUCAAGCCCGUGGAGAACAACAUUCCGAAGGUGAGCUUCGAAGAGAAAAAGGCGCUCACCCCGGUUCCGGAGGAACAGCAGAAGCAAGAGGCGCCAGCUCAGCUCGAGCUCAACAUUCGCGAGCAACCCGACUUGCUCGUCCAAGAAGGCGACUCCAAAACUGCAGUGAUGGCACUUGCCGUUCCGGUGGCUCCCGAAGUGGUGUCCACGGAGCCGAAGCCUAAAGAAAAGACCAGCGUCCUGUCGAGAAUGCGGGACGCGGCCAAGAAGAUCAACGUGGCGCCGAGCAAGCUGCAGCAGACCGUGAUGAACGCCAAGCUUUUGCACAACAGACUGUCGCAUUCCAAGCCCAAUUCCCAGCAGGACUCUUCUGAUACAUCGCAGGCCGACUCCGGAAGUGGCCAGCCGGCACAAGAUUCCUCCACCGCGGCUCCCUCGAUGGACUUGAUCUUCGCGGACUCACCGGACUCCAUGGGCGAAGAGGAAGCUCCUGCGGAGGCCGGAGAGAAGAAGGAAGGCGCCGAAGAGGCGCCUGCUGCCAAGCCGCCCGAACAGGAGCGGCCCAAGGGGGCCACGUGGACGGGUACUACGGCAAACGCCGAGCUAGCACUGAAGAUAUUGAACAUGUCUAGGAGGGGAGACUGGCUCGGUGUGGAUGCCCUGCUCAAGCACGUUGAGAAGGGAGACCUGCCGGCAGAUCUUGCCGAUGAGGCCACGGGAUUUACUCCACUAAUGUACGCCGUCAAGGACAGCCGUGUGGGUUUAGCCGACAAGUUUAUUGACCUCGGUGCCAACGUGAACGCCAAAUCCAAGGAUGGCCAGACCGCCCUGCAUCUGGCCGCUGUCCACGUGCGGGAGGACAUGGUGCGCCUGCUGCUCAACCGGCGCGCCGACCCGACCGUCACCGGAGGGCCCAAGGGCCAGCUGCCCAUUCACGUGCUGAGCGCCCGGCCGACAGGCGCGGCCAUCGUGCCCUUGCAGCUGCUGCUCCGGGCUGGCGACAAGAACGUCCGCAUGGUGCCUGACAUGGACGGCAACAUCCCUCUGUUCCUGGCCGUGGAAGCGGGCAACCACGGCGUGUGCCGGGACCUGCUUGGCGCCAUGACGCGCGAGCAGGUCUGCUACGUGCACCCGGCCACGGGCAACACGGCGCUGCAUCUGGCGGCGCGGCGCCGAGACCUGGACAUCAUGCGCUUCCUGGUCGAGUGCCAGAGCCCCGUGAACCACCAGAACGCCGAGGGUCAGACUCCGCUGCACGUUGCCGCCCGCGAAGGGGACGAGCAGGCUGUCAAGCUGUUCCACCACGCGGGCGCCAACCCGAACCUCAUCGACAGCGAGGACCGCACGCCGCUGCACAUCGCCACGCAGCUGGGUCACGUGGGCGUCGUCGAGCUCCUCAUCGACAAGUACAAGGCGUCCGUGCACCACCGCACCAAGGAUGGGAGCACCUUGAUGCACAUUGCAGCUGAAGCUGGAAGGCCGGAAACAGCCAUGGUCUUCAUGAAGAAAGGCGUCCCCUUGCACAUGUCGAACAAGGCUGGCGCCAAGUGUAUUCACACAGCGGCACAGAAGGGCUACGUGGACAUCGUCAGGACGCUACUACAAAAGGGGGAGCACGUGGAUGUCAAGACGAACGACGGGCACACGGCACUUCACGUGGCCGUGUCCGCGGGUCAGGCGCUGGUCGUCGAGACACUGCUGGGACACGGAGCACAGGUCCAGUUCAAGGCCGGACCCAACAACGAGACACCGCUGCACAUCGCUGCCCGCGUAAAGAACGCCGACGACUGUGCCGAGCUGCUCAUCAAGAGCGGCGCGGACGUCAACGAAAAGGAUGCGAACGGAGAAAUACCAUUGCAUUUCGCUGCACGGGAGGGCCAUUUGAGGACUACAAAGCUGCUCCUAGAAGACAACACCAUAUCCGACCUGCUCAACAAGGACGGAGAGAGUCCUCUUCAUGUGGCGGUCAAGAACUGCCAUUUUCCGGUGGUGCAAGCACUGCUAGAAGACUGGGAAAAGAAAAACUCGGACCCGGAGGAGAAAAAGAAGCUGGCCAAUCAGAAGAACAUGGAGGGUGAGAACUCGCUACACUACGCGGCCACCAUAACUGAGAAGCAGAAGCACUACGCCACCGAGGACCGCGACAUCAUGCGAAUCCUGCUCAAACAUGGCGGCGACGUGAACGCAGAGACACGGACGACGAUGGAAACACCUAUCCACCACUGCUCCAGAACUGGGAACGUGGCGAUCCUGCAGGAAAUCAUCGACACCAUGCCUCCAGCUGCCGUAAUGAUUUCUUGCAACCAACAAGCAAGGAAUGGCUGGGCGCCGCUCCUCUACGCCUGCGAUGCCGGUCACCCGAGGGCAGCGAGUCUGCUCAUCCAGAACGGAGCCAGGGUGGACACGUUCGACGAGACGGGCAAAGCGGCGCUGCACUUGGCCGCCGAGAAAGGCCACGAGGAACUGGCCGACAUCCUGCUCAGUGCCAAGGCGUUCGUCAACGUGCGAUCUCAGCGGGGCCUCACGCCCCUUCACCUGGCCGCCGAGAAGGGAUACGCAACGCUGGUCCGCAAGCUGGUAACAGAGCACGGCGCCAUCCUGGACGCCCUCAGCCUAAACAAAAAGACUCCGCUCCAUCUGGCAGCCGCGGAAGGGAGGUUGGACGUGUGCAAAAUUCUGCUCGAGCUCAAGGCGGAUACAAAUGCCCUGGACGACCAAGGACAGACUCCCAUGAUGCUGGCCAUCGAGAAUGAUCACUCCGAAGUCGUCAAACUGUUUUUGAGGGUGAAGCCGGACCUGGCGAUGAUGUCGAACGCUAAAGGGUUUACGUGCGCCCAUAUCGCUGCAAUGAAAGGCAGCACGGCGGUCAUCAAGGAAUUGAUGAAGUUUAACAAAUCUAUUGUGACAAGCUCGAGGAACAGGACGACCGACUCAACGCCCCUUCACUUGGCCUCCGCCGGUGGGCAUGCGAACGUAGUCAAGAUGUUGCUUCAAGCAGGAGCCGAUGCCAAAGAAGAGAAUGCUGACGGGGACACUGCGCUGCACUUGGCCGCUAAGAAUGGUCACGUGGCCGUUGCCAGGGUACUGAGCGCCAUCGUGCCCUGGUCCACAACCAGCAAGAAGACGGGGCUGACAGCGUUGCACGUGGCAGCCAAGAACGGUCAGAUGGACUUCGUUAGGGAGAUGUUGACGGAGGUUCAGGCGGCUCUUGCCAGUGAACCACUUCCGGACGGAGGAGACUACGGAAUGACAGCAUUGCAUAUGGCGGCAGCUGCGGGCCACGAAGGUGUCGUUCGGAUGUUGCUGAACAGCUCUGGAAUACAAGCCGACGCGCCAACCUUUCAAGAGGGAAUGUACCCUCUGCACUUCGCGGCGCAAGGUGGCCACCUGGCCGUGGCCAGCAUCCUGCUGAGCCGCGCAGAGUCGCAGCUGCAGUGCGUCGACAAGCUGGGCCGAACCCCGCUGCACGUGGCGGCCGCCGCCGGCAAGAGAGAGAUGGUCGGCCUGCUGCACAGCCAGGGCGCCGAGAUCAACGCCGCCGACAACAUGGGCUGGACAGCUCUGCACUUUGCGGCGCGUAACGGAUAUCUCGGCGUCGUCAAGAUAUUGGUGGAGAACGGUGCCUUCGCAAAAGCGGUGACCAAGGAUGGCAAAGUACCACUGUGCCUGGCAGCGGCUGAAGGUCACUAUGACAUCAUCAGCUACCUGCUCAAGAAAGACCACGACACCACUGACCUUAUGGACGACAAGCAUUUCCUGAUUGACCUGAUGGCCUCCGGCAAAGUGCACCAGAACCGGCCUAUGGUGGACUUCAUCCUCGCCUCGAAGGCGCCCAUCGACACAGCCGUCAAAAUGGCCCGCAGCUACGAGCUGCUGUCGCUGAAGGAGAAGGAGCGCGCCAUGGAACUCGAGGAGAUGGCCGGCUUCUGCGACAACCUGGCCAACGAGCUCCUCUCCAUCGCCGCCUCGAACAACAACACGGCCGCGCUGCUCCGGGCGCUGGACGCACGGAACACUCCUUUUUUAGACGUUCUCAUAGAACUGCAGCGCAAGACGGUCGUGGCUCACCCGGCGGCGCAGAAGUACCUCACCGAGCUUUGGAUGGGCAGCUACCACUGGACCACGUUCAAGAUCGUCAUGCUCUUCUUCGGCUUCCUGCUGUGUCCAGUGCUGUGGGUCGCCUCGUCGCUCGUGUGCGGAAAUCACUUCUCGAACAUCCCCAUCGUCAAGUUCAUGUCCUACCUGGUCUCGCACAUCUUCUUCGUGAUCGUUCUCAGCGUGACCAUCAUCAAUCCGUGGCAGCCGUUGUACACGUCCACCCACCUGGUGCCCCACUGGAACGAGUGGCUGCUGAUCUUCUGGCUCUUGGGCAUGUUUAUCACCGAGAUCACCAACCCAUCGGACCGCGAGGGCCUGGGCUACAUCAAGACGGUCGUACUGUUCAUAAGCGCGAUCGCCAUCACGGUGCACCUGGUGGCGCUAUUCUUCCGCGAGGAGUACUACCGGCUCAUAUGUCUUUACAUCCGCAACCAGCUGUUCGCCGUCGCGCUGCUCUUGGGUUUCCUCGAGUUCCUCAACUUCCUGACAUUCCACCACCUGUUCGGCCCGUGGGCCGUCAUCAUCCGGGACCUGAUCAAGGACCUGAUGCGGUUCCUGGCCAUACUGCUCAUUUUUCUGGUGGGUUUCUCACUGAACAUGUGUGCCGUGUACCAGCCCGUGUUCGUGCCGCCGCGUGGGGACAACAUAACGCUGCCCAUCUUCGGCCAGGAGUUCCAGUCACCGAUCAACACGUUCGAGAUGCUUUUUUUCUCACUCUUCGGGCUCGUGGAGCCGGACUACAUGCCGCCGCUGCACCUCAGCCCGCCGUUCGCCAAGAUCAUCGUCAAGGUGGUCUUUGGCGUGUACAUGAUGGUGACCGUGGUUGUGCUCAUCAACCUGCUCAUUGCUAUGAUGUCGGACACCUACCAGCGUAUCCAGGCGCAGUCGGACACCGAGUGGAAGUUUGGCCGCGCAAAGCUCAUCCGCAAUAUGAAGCGCGCCUCACCCGCGCCGGCGCCCCUCAACUGCCUGACCUUCGUGCCGGAGCUGAUUAUGAACAAGUGCUCCCUCAAGAAAGUAAAAGGCGGCAGCACUCUCUCUAUGCUGAAGGACAUGGGCUCCGGACAGACGCAGAGCAGGACAAACUCGGCUGCAGGCGCUCGCGGCAACCGAAGGAUAAUGCCACUUGAAGAAAUGAUGCAAGGCAUGAACAAACUGACAAAUGUUGUCGACUGGCCGUCCAUAUCGAACAAGUACCUGGAAAACUUCGAAGUGCGCAGGGCAUCGCUGUCGGUUGUGGAAACCUUGCAAAAGGCUGCUGGUAACAAGAAGGAGUGAGGAUGUCCAAAAACGUCAAUGAAGACGACUUUUCAAACUUGGUGUUACCCUUAACUCCAUUUGCUGGACAAGGCACACUUCCUGGCCUCCAAGCUCAUCCACAAGGGCUUGCCUGCAAGCAACCAUGCUCGAAAACUUGUCUAAAGGCAUUAUGCGAGCCAGUUGGGACUGUUUGGUGCUGUUGCCUGCAAUCAGUCUGAACAAGUUGGGUGAAGGUGAGGUGGCAUAAUGUACAAUUUCAAAGUCUGUCGAGUUUUCCUUCUGCUUUACACUGCACACGGGGUGUUAAACACAGCAAGAAGUUUUGCAGAAAACCAUUACACAAUGCACACUGACACAGUUUCAAUAUUGAACACCUAAUGAGUCUGUUUAGAAGCUUGAGAAUUACAGCAAUGCCUGCUAGUUUUAGAACAAUUUGUUUUGUAUAUAAUGUAUAUGUCUAGAAGGGACCAUUUUCUUGUUCUUCUAUUUAAGCGUUGAAUUUUCUCCGAUUCAUGUAUUUUGCCCAGCUUAAAAUUUAUUGCACCCAGCUACAAACAGAACAGAAACAUUUUUGUGAAUGUCUGUCGAGACCAAAAGCAGGUGAACAAGUUUACAGGCGUGAGCUAUGUAUUAUAUGCCAAGAAGGCUAUCUACAAGAAAGUAGCUCUUUACAUACACAUAUUUGUAAAUAUAUACCAAUUUACUAAUGAAACAUAUAUUUGGUCAGACUGUACACACUGCUCAGUCUAAAUGGAGAUAAUGGAGAAAUGUACAAUAAUGUAGAUAAAUUAAGAUGCAUUAAUUUAUUUCGAGUGUACAUUAUGGUUGCAGUAAUGAAAUGUAACUUUUUCCUAGAGCCUUCCUGCCACGAAAUUAAAUACUUAGUAAAGCAUUAGCUGCUAAAAUUCUGUUCAAGAUAGGGUGCAGUGCCCCGUCUAUCCUUUCAACAUUCACUUCAACUUCCCUUGAUAGCUUAAGUAGCUAAUUGAAGUAUACAAGUGGUCGAGUUAUAUUUUUGGUUGCAGUGGUCACAUCCCAAUAGAUGUGAAAUGAACGAAAGCAACACUGCUUUGACUUCGCUGCAUGGAGAUGAACCACGCGUGGGUGUACUUAAUUUUUUCUCUUUUCUGAUUGAGAAGCUCUGCAGAUACCAUUUAUAAAAAAUGAUAUGGAAUGCAUGCAGUUCAGUAAGAAAGUGAAUGGUUGUAUCCCACAAUAACUGCUGUACAUGUUAUUAGCAACGAACAAUGUAAUUUAACACAGAAAAGCAAGAUGAUGUAAAAUAACACUUUGUCGCAACAAAUGCAAGCUGCUGCAGACCUAAAGGACACU